CCAGCCGCCGCACUCUCAUCGCCCUUCCGCCCUGCCUGCCUCCACCUGGCAUGGCGACUGAGCUGCAGGGCAUCUGUGCGGAGCUGCACUCGGACCGCGACAACCUGAGCGCGAUCGCCGAGUGGUGCGCCGCUGCGUACCGCGAGCCCGGCCGGCCGCGGGCCGAAACGGUGGAGCAGACGCAAGCGUACCUGGUGGACGCGCUGUCGACCGUCGGCCAGCACGUGGGCGCGGCGGGCGCGAGCCUGCUCGCGAGCCUGGACGCGCAGCGACUCGAGCUCGAGUCCACCGACGCCACCAUGCGCCUCGUCGAGAGCCGGCUUGCUUACCACCGCGCAAAGCUCGGGCACGACGCCGCCUCGCUCGCGCUCGCCGUGCGACCCCUGACCGCGCGCGCUGGGCCGGCGCUCUCGCCGCUCCCCGAGCCGCCCUCCCGCCACUCCUGCGGCGCCGCUCGCUCCCCGGAUGGGAGGAUCGACCUCGCCGCACUGAGAGGAGUCGGAGAGCUCGGGGAGACAGCUCGAGUGCAGCUGUCCGUGGCGGACGGCUCUCUCGCUUCCGCGGGCUCGGGUGCUGCCACGCCGCGGGUCCUGCUUCAGACGGACGGAGCGCCGCCGCCGCCGCCGCCGCUCGGGGCGCCGCCGCCGCCCGCGACCUGGAAGCCCCCGCCCCCGCCCGGCGCCCCGCCAGGCGCCCCGCCUGGUCCUGAGACUGAAGCCGACCCGGUGCGCGUCAAAUAUUUGCUGCCUCAGCCCAUGGACUGGGCCUCGGAUCCUUUUGCUUCGUGGGAUCAAUACAACGCCACCUUGACCUGGCCGCUCCUCGCACUGAUGGGCGCGACCUACUGGGUCUACCUGCGCCUGACGGGGAAGCUUGGAAAGACGGCACCGAUUAGGUACCUCAUUGGCUUCAUCGUGGUGUCCCUGUUGGGCACCGGGUGCCUCUGGCUUGGGCGGUACACGAAGCUCUCAUCUUUUGGGGUGUCUUACGCCAUCUACGCCAUAUUCAUUGGCAUGUUCCUUGGCAAUGUUGCCGAGCUGUCGCCGUCGCUCAGCGCGGCGGCUGAUAAGUGGCUGCUGCCGGUGGCGAAGGACGGAGAGUUUAUGAUCAAGAUCGCGCUGGUGCUUUACGCGAAGUCCUACGGCGUCAUCUGGUCCAUCGGCCUCCCUGGCAUUAUCGUUGGCUGGGUAGGCUCUCCGCUCGCCGUGAUGGCGGGCUGGUUCAUUGGCACACGGCUGCUGGGGAUGGACAAUCGCGCUCAGGUCAUGCUACUCUCCGUUGGCGCCGCCUGGUGUGGCGCGUCGGGCAUGGCGGCGGUGCAGCCCAUCGUCGGCGCCACCGGCGACGAGCUCACGCUCUGCAUCUCCAUCGUCGUCCUAUUCACGUUAGCCUUCCAGCUCCUACAGCCGUAUUUCGCAAUCUGGGCGGACAUGGAUGACGCUGUCGCCGGCGCGUGGAUUGGCGCGUCGGUUGACCAGACCGGCAACGUCCUCGUCUCGGCUGCGAUCGUGAGCGACGAGGCAACCGAGGUGGGCGGCGUGGUGAAGAUGAUCCUGAACGCCGGCCUCGGCUUCAUCUGCCUCGGCAUCGCAAUCUUUUGGUCGCUGGAGGACGCCAAGCGCGCGAGCCGCCAGUCCGCGACGCCGGCCCGCGCCGGCCUAGGCAUGCUAUGGCAAAAAUUUCCCAAAUUCGUCUUGGGGUUCCUGCUGCUGUCGCUGAUCGUGACGCUGCUGGAAAGCCCUCUCGCGGGCACCGCCGCUGGGGUGGCCAUACCGCGCGCCUGCUCGAGCCUGAGCACGUGGUGGAUGUGCAUCGCCUUCAUCAACAUCGGCAUCACCACCUCCUGCAGCAAGCUGUUCAAGGGGGUCACCAGCGGCGGCGGGGCCAUCGUGAAGCUCUACCUGCUCGCCAACACGGUGGAUAUUGCGCUCGGUCUUGGCCUCGCCUACGUGUGCUUUGGCGGCAACAAGGGGGCGGCGUCGGAUCCGAGCGCCUCCGCCCGAGGCGGCUUCUCGUACGUGGCUGCAGAGGUGAAGCAAAUGUAG
Molecule: messenger RNA, 2045 nt
Organism: Emiliania huxleyi CCMP1516
Lineage: Eukaryota; Haptophyta; Isochrysidales; Noelaerhabdaceae
Exons: 4
Coding region: 51-2045 (664 amino acids)
Cellular component (GO): plasma membrane
Source: RefSeq, a predicted model, not a curated record